AUGAGCAAAAGAAAACGAGAUUUUGAGUUCCGAAAUAACCCAGAUGAUUUCUGUUAUGUCUGCGGUCCGAGUGAUGGUUUGGGUAGACCUCUCAAGCGAUUAGUUAGCCGAGCUAACCUCAAAAAAGAAGCUGAUCAACAAAUUCAAACACCCGAAAAAAUGUAUAAAUGGGCCAAAGAUAAUCUUCGAGGAAUAAAUUGUCACUUCGUUUCAAAUGAGCAAAUUCAGCAGGCUGAAAAGAAGCUCAGUAAAAGAUUCAAAGAUGCUUCCCUAGUACAAGGUUGUGGUUGUCAUGCUGCUAUUCCUAUUUCAAGUGAUAAAUAUAAAAGCGUUAUCAUCAUCACGAGAAGAAAAAGAUUUUCGUUUGAAAAACACUGA
Messenger RNA from Brassicogethes aeneus, 378 nucleotides. The record is from the annotation of a GenBank genome assembly. NCBI's taxonomy places the organism in Eukaryota, Metazoa, Arthropoda, Insecta, Coleoptera, Nitidulidae.